UAGGAUGACAACUAACGUGGAUCUGAGAGGGACAAAGCAUCUACCUUCUCACCUCAAUGUAGGAACGACCUUCAUCGUAACAUGCAGAAGUUUAAGCAUGCAAAUUAUCACUCUAGUUUAGUGUCUGUCCUUACUGACCCCGGCAUUAUCGCACGUCUUCGGCCAAGACGAUUGCGUUAUCAGUUCAACUCAAAAUUCUUCCAAGUUUCAAUUUCACCCACUCGAUUUAUCUAUGUUGUUACAAUAAAUUAAUCAAGAGAUAAUUAAAAUGAGACCAGACAUUGAAAGGCAAGCCGAUGAGCAGAGACCACUGCUAGUCAGGGACGAGCCAGCACACGCUACACCAGGAGCCGUUCAGACCCAGCAAUCGACCGGAUUUGGAAAGCAUCUCAAUGCUUUCAACGGGUACGCCUUGUUGAUAGGUUGCAUUAUUGGUUCGGGAAUAUUCGCCUCUCCUGCAGCAGUGGACACGAAUGUGCCUUCUCCUGGUGCUGCCUUGCUCAUAUGGUUGAUUGGAGGCUUGCUUGCCUGGACGGGCGCAGCAACGCUUGCAGAACUGGGCACUGCGCUUCCCGGAGAGGGAAGCGUGCAAGAAUACCUCAAAUAUAUCUACGGGGACUUCGCCGGCUUUCUUGCCGCGUACACAUGGAUCGUCGCCAUUGUGCCGUCUACGCUCUCGUUGCUAUGCAUCGUUUUCGUCGAGACUGCUUACAGUGCCGCAAAUUCUGCUAGCAAAGGUACAGCAUCGGGAUGGGAAUACAAAUUUAUAUCCAUCUUAGUUCUAAUAAUCAAUGUCAUGCUAAAUUGCAUCAACACCAAGACAAGCGCUCGACUGGGAAACUUCUUCGCUCUCGUUAAGUUGUUUUCUGUAGCGCUCCCGGUUUUAGUCGGUCUAGCUGUCGCCAUUAUCUACGGAGUUGAUCAUUCCAAAGACUUCGGCGGCAAAGAUUGGCAUGAACGAGGAUGGUUCACCACUAGGCCAAGCGUAACGCCAGGUGGAACCAUCAAUUGGGACGACGUUUCGAUGUGGAAGGCACUGGGCCAUUAUUCGACAGCUAUCUAUGCUGGUCUUUGGGCCUACUGCGGUUGGGAUGGGGCGAACUACAUUGCUGCGGAACUUCAGAAUCCUGGGCGACAACUUCCACUUGCUUUAAACACUGCAAUUCCUACAGUAAUUGCAAGUUAUGUGCUUGUUAAUGCGGCAUACUAUAUCCUCCUGCCAUGGAAUGAGAUAGGCUUGACGGAUGCCAUAGCCAUUAAUGCUGUGAAGGGCCUGUUGGGCAAAGGAGCGGGAAUUGUUUUCGCAAUUCUGAUAUGCCUUGUAAUCAUUGGUGCUAUCAAUAGCAAUGUCUUCGUGGCUGGACGACUGACGGUUGCGGCUGCUAAUAAGUCUUACAUUCCUUACUUCUUUGCAUAUAUUGGCAGCAUAAGACAUCAACCUUCGCGUACGGAAAAGUUGCGAUUUGAUGCUCCUUUCAAUGCGUUGAUACUGAGCACUCUCUUGGCAAGUGCUUACAUGCUGAUCGGUAACUUUCGUGCUUUGCUUACCUUUAUUGGAUUAACUCAAUACACGUUCUUCUUCUUUACUGUGUUUGGCGACGUAAUUCUGCGCUUUAGGCAACCAGAACUUUCAAGGCCAUUCAAGCCGAACAUACUCAUUCCUGUGAUUUUCAGUCUGGUCUCCGCGUUUUUGGUCAUCAGAGGAGCAGUAUUUUCCCCCAUUCAGCUCGGUGUGCUUGUUGCGGAGCUAGGACUCGGAGGCCUCAUUUAUUGGAGCCAGAAGGUUUGGAUAAAAUGCAUCAACGGAAGAAGGAGCUGAAUCUGUGCGAAUUUUCACCAAUUUUGGCAUGAUUUAUAGACUUUUGACUAGAUAUGUUGCAUAACAUCAUUGACAAUAUCGCCACCAAAGGUAGCUCCUGCUCCCCACAUCAUGGCAUUUCCGAA
Molecule: messenger RNA, 1944 nt
Organism: Verruconis gallopava
Lineage: Eukaryota; Fungi; Ascomycota; Dothideomycetes; Venturiales; Sympoventuriaceae
Exons: 3
Coding region: 269-1819 (516 amino acids)
Biological process (GO): amino acid transmembrane transport
Cellular component (GO): membrane
Molecular function (GO): L-amino acid transmembrane transporter activity
Source: RefSeq, a predicted model, not a curated record